CAAGUGCUACAGUUUGCGACACUCGUGAUUUUGACGUAUUAUUAUCGUGAUAAUGUUGCAUACGUGCUGUUCAGCUAUUGUAUCGUGGAGAAAUGUAAAUAAACCGUUGAUUAGGUGACUGAUUAUUCAUUAAUCACGCAUAUUGAGGAGGAAAUAUGUUUGUGGACAGAUACACUGGUCAAUUGGUAAUCCAAAGAUGAAUUUGGUGAUAUACAGUGGACUUGGAGGCUCUGUGAUUCUCCUGAUAGCCCUAUUCGGUUUAGGAACAGUAAUUAAAAUAAUUCUCUGCCUCCUCGUCGUAAUCUUAGGAACAUUAAUUUGUAUAUAUCGAAAAUAUGCGCCAACCCUCGAGGAAAAUAUCAAACUUAACCGAGAAAACUUACUCAAGAAGACUGAAAAACUGCAGCGUACUAUUGAUGAACUCUCAAAGUCCAAAGUCACCUUUACCCUGGAUAAGCGUGUCACAGGUAGUCCAAUAAUUGACGAGUCCCUCCAGGAGAUCCUGGACUUCGUUCUCCGUGACUACGUGGAGCCUUGGUACAGCGUUCUAACCAAUGACGACGAGUUUCCCCGUUCAGUCCGUGACACAGCUCAAAAAAUCGCCAUCAACAUCGCGAAUCGUGUGAAGGACGUGGACUGGAUUCCUUACUUGACGACUCGUCUAGUCGAUGAUGCAGCAUCCCACAUGCGUCUGUACCGCCAGGCACGUGCAAAGAUGAAACCGCCGAAGGCUCCGAAGACGAGCUCGAGCAACUCCAGUGGCACCCCAAAGCGUUCCCCAAGUCACAGGCGAAACAAGAGCGAGACGGACAUCUCCUGGUACUCCCAGUCAAAAUUUUACAUUCCAAAUUUGACGUCGUUGACGGAGCCCCUGGACUGCCGCGAUGAGGAUGACCUCGAGAAUAUCUUUUUUGACUUGGAAGUUCAAAUGGAAAACAGCCUGAUCAGUCGUGAUUUGGUCUGUACGAACGAGGAGCAGGAGCUAACCUUCCUGCGAGAAUUGUCCGAGAUUCUAUUGUAUUUACUCCUCCCAAAGACCGACUUCGACUGUCUGACAGUGAGAUUCAUCCUCCGGGAGCUCCUGGUGAACGCCAUAAUCAUCCCCCUGCUGAACCUCUUCUCGGAUCCGGAUUACAUCAAUCAGGCUUGCAUAUGGCUGUGCACCAAAGACUCAACGCUCCCCAGCGACGUAUUCCUAACGAUAAUAAGGAUAACAGACAGCCUGGAGGAGCUGACUGCCACCAAGAACAUCGUCUGCAGCGAGAUUGCACACCUGAGGUCUAAGGAUUCCGGGGGUGAUGAUGAUCUGACCGUCAAACAGCAGUUAAACAGUCUCCUGUACGUGAAGAAGAUCCUUGAGACGAGGAUAGUCGGCAUGCAGGAUGGUCUUGACAACGAGGCUGAUGGCGUUGGUGUACCACCAGACUGGAAUCGUCUCCUCGUUCCUGGCCACAAACUCGUCAACUUACCCCUCGACGAAUUACUUAAGAACAACAUUGCAUUGAGCUAUUUCAUCGACUACAUGACGAGCGUCAACGCAGAGGCUUAUCUGUACUUCUACUUAAAUAUUUAUGGCUGGAGGGUGUCGGCUGAACAGCAGAUAUCGGACAUCGAGCUGCAGAAGCUCCACACGGGUGGUCAGCCGAAUCAGUCCAAGAGGAAGAAUGUUAAUCUUGAGAAUUUAAAAGAGGCUGCUCUAAAAAUCCAUCAGCAAUAUCUCGGCGAUAAAGCUGUCAGUCGACUUCAAUUGGAUGAUAACCUGGUGAAGAAUUUACUGGUGAGGAUCAAGGUGGAGGCUGUCAAGGAGACUUGGUUCGAUGAGCUGCAGAGUUGCUGCCAUGAGAAACUGAAGAACGAGGAUAGGUUCCUUCCUUCCUUCAAGCGUUCCAUGUCUUACGUCAAACUGCUGGCUGAAUUGGAUCUCCUGAAGGAGGAUGAUAGCAAGUCAUUGGAUGGUAUCAGCCUGUCAAGCAUGAACAACGAGUUGGAUCCGAUGGAUGAGCUCCCCGGGAAUGAUCAUGUCAAAAACUCCUGUGGUGACAGUGUAAAAUCCAACUCCAAUUCCUCAGCCAGUUUGACGAGCAUGGAGCGGGAAAGUGCGGCUUACGACGAGACCGACGCUGACGGCAACUGCAAGAGGCCCUUCGACGUCGAGGGGAGAAUCCUCGAGGGCAAGGAGGCGUCCUUCUAUCUUGAAGGCCAUGCCGAGCAGAUAAUCAAACUCGAUGACACAGCCUGCGAUCAGAAUGCCAUCAAGAAGCUCCAGCAGGGGAGGUUCGAGAUCACAGCGGAGAUCAUUGAGACCGGGGUCGUUAGUGACAGGGGUAAGACUUAUGGAAUUUACGCUGUUGCUGUCGCCAAGAUCUACGACUCUGGCUACAAGGAAAAGUGGCACAUCUACCGGAGAUACUCCGACUUCCACGAUCUCCAUCAGAAGAUCAAGGAGAAGUACUACGACCUGGCGAAGCUACCCUUUCCGGCGAAGAAAGCCUUCCACAACGUGGAGAGAACUGUCCUGGAGAGAAGAAUGGCGAUGCUGAAUGCAUGGCUCUGCAAGCUUACGAAGCCCACCAUCACUGAUGGACAUAUGGGCCUGCAGAACAUGCUGCUGGCCUUCUUGGAGCAAGGGGAGUACGACAAGGGAGUCACUGGGGGGCAAAUUUCCAGAACCAUUGACACACUGGUGAACCCCUUGAAAACCUCCAUGAAGAGUGUGACACAGGCUGUCAAGACUAUGCCUGAUAAUAUGCUCAGCACUGUCGAUGGGGUCAUGGAUAAUAUCAGCAAGUUCUUUGGGAACUCUAGGAAGAACAGUGUUCUCUAUGAGAGCGUCAAGGUCGGGGCGGGAAUCGAUGCUGAGACCGAUGACAAUAUUCCGUUAAGAAUUAUUCUUCUCCUGAUGGACGAAGUGUUCGAUCUCAAGGUCAGGAAUCAGUGGCUGAGGAGGAGAAUCGUCACACUCUUAAGGCAGAUCAUCAGGACGAUGUUUGGGGAUAUUGUGAACAGGAGAAUCGUUGAAUAUGUCUCACUACUGACGAGCCCUAAAAAUGUUGCUACUUAUCUGAAGUUGUUCAAACAAAGCCAGUGGCCGAAUGGGGCCAGAGCAGAGGCUAGACCUCCACGAGACAACGAGACGAAAAAUCGAACUCGCGUUGCAGCUAAAAUCGCCCUCCUCUCUUGCCUCUCAGACGAAUUGAAACAUAUCAUUGGUAGUGAAACUACACGAUGUGGACUAUUACGUGUUUUUGAAUUAUUUCAACGUCCCGUACUCAACAGAAGACUGCUCUAUGUUCUGCUAGAAGGUAUUAUUGAGAAUUUAUUCCCCCAGAACGACUUAGUUACCAUCAUUAGAAAAUUAUACUCAGUAUCGCCGAGGGUCAAGAGCAAAAAGACGAACUCUUGACAGGAGCUUUAUCAGCAGAGACGAUCUAGUGAUAUGUCUUGAUCGUGUGGGAAAGCAAAAUGAUGACAUUGAUUCGGAUUUGUUGUAGAUAUUUCAUUCUAAGUAUUAUAUUUUUUUAUUUAAAUAUUAUUUCAUGUGCUUUUCUUCUUCCAAUGUUCGUAGAUUUCGGUUUCAAAUUAUGGCUUCAGCAAAAAUAUUUCUCGAUUUUUUUUCUUCAUUCAUAAUUCGAGAGAUAUAAUUUGAGCUAAAAACUUGAAACGAAAUCGAAAGAAAAUUCGAAGGACAUUCAGGCACAAUCCAACUACUGUUAUAAAUACCGUUAUAUCCAGAUUAAUGUCAUUAUUUAAAUUUUUCGAUCGAAAUAACUUAAAUUUUAAUCUUUGACUAACGGCCAAUUUUUACUGUUUAAAAUUGGUGAAUGAAAAAAAUGAAUCUCAAGGCGAUGCAUUAUUAACUAAAAUCAAUUUCUGGGAAUUGUUUUUGAGCCUGAGAGAGAUUAAAUACAUUUUGUGACUUAUAUGGCAGCCAAAAAUUCUAGAGCUAAAAAUUCUGAUAGCUAAAUUUUCACUGCUGAAUUCAAUGGCAUCUGGAAUGGAAUUGCGUAUGAACUCAGCAAUUUGGAGGCAACUAAAAUUAAAAAUGACUAAUGAGGGAACAAAACGAAAGUUCAAAAUCGCUUUCUAUUUAAAAUUUCAUGUAAUCAUCAGCAGCUUUCGUUGAAAUCGUAAACUAGUGGACUAUUUAUCGUGGCCAAAAAGAUAUUGUAGAUUAAAGAUUCAACUGAUUGCCUAUAAUUCAAACAAUGUGAUUAAAGCAUGUUCAAGCAUUCCAUUAAACCAUACACUGACGAGAGAAGAGUUAUCCUCUUAAUAAAUUUCUCAGUGAACUCACAACCGAAUUUAUGACUCCAGUCACUGACUCAACUAACGUCUAUUUUCUGCAUAUUUUACGUGUGAAAAUCAGUUAAUCUCGAUCCAAAUGUUACUCCGCACUUUUGGAUGUAUUCAUUUAUUGGUGAUAGUCUUCAGAUCUUAUAGAUAAAUUAUAAAUCCUGCAUCAUGUGAAUGAUUAACGUAAAGGAUGAUGAGUGCAGGGGUUUGCACGACUGACUUACUUUACCUAUUAUUCACUCGACUAUUGUAAGUAAAUAAAAUUAUUGAAUUGUAUAUCAAUGUCGUAUGUAUAAAAUGUUACAGCUUAUAUAAAGUGUUUACAUAAAAAAUAAAUGGAAAAAAAAUCUUUAUACA
Messenger RNA from Diachasmimorpha longicaudata, 4650 nucleotides. RefSeq names its product sorting nexin-13-like. The record is from RefSeq and is a predicted model, not a curated record. Gene Ontology annotation, cellular component: early endosome. Lineage: Eukaryota; Metazoa; Arthropoda; Insecta; Hymenoptera; Braconidae. The transcript has 4 exons. Gene Ontology annotation, molecular function: phosphatidylinositol binding. The coding region runs from base 197 to 3403 and encodes 1068 amino acids.